CAGACCUACUGAAGAAUGGAAAGUGGAUUUGCAUCUGAUGCCCCUCCUUCCUUGAGCUGCAAGAGGAUAAGAUGGGAGUUUGGAGAGUUAAGUCCCAGCAGGAGAUUCAGAGCAGACUUCUACGAAGUUCUCCCCACCAUGGACUGGGUUCCCUUCUACAUCCUGCCCUUCAUUUUCUCUACAGGUUUCUGUGCUCUGCCUGUGCUGACUCAGCCUCCAUCAGCAAAUGCCUCCCUGGGAGCCUCUGUCAAGCUCACCUGCACCCUGAGCAGGGAGCACAGCAAUUACUUUGUUCGCUGGUAUCAACAGGAACCAGGGAAGGCCCCUCGGUAUUUGAUGAAGGUUAAUAGUGACGGAAGUUACAGCAAGGGGGACGGGAUCCCCAGUCGCUUCUCAGGCUCCAGCUCUGGGGCUGACCGCUAUUUAACUAUCUCUGACAUCCAGUUGGAGGAUGAAGCUGAGUAUUACUGCGGUGAGAGCCAUACAAUCGAUGGCCAAGACGGUUAUCCGGUGUUCGGCGGAGGGACCCAGCUGACCGUCCUAGGUCAGCCCACGUCGGCACCCUCGGUCACGCUCUUCCCGCCCUCCUCUGAGGAACUCGCCGCCAGCAAGGCCACCCUGGUGUGCCUCAUCAGUGACUUCUACCCCAGCGGCGUGACGGUGGCCUGGAAGGCAGACGGCAGCCCCGUCACCCAGGGCGUGGAGACCACCAAGCCCUCCAGACAGAGCAACAACAAGUACGCGGCCAGCAGCUACCUGAGCCUGUCGCCUGACAAGUGGCAAUCUCACAGCAGCUUCAGCUGCCUGGUCACGCACGAGGGCAAAACCGUGGAGAAGAAGGUGGUCCCCUCACAGUGCUCUUAGGUCCCUGAGACUUCCAGGGAUGGGGGCCUUCCUCUCCCAGAUACCCCUUUCCCAGCUCACCAUGUCCCCCUGAGUCCCCACCCAGGUUCUGCUCAGAGCAGGCAGGUCACAAUGCCAUCCCUGUUUAUUAUUUGCUCAAUAAAGAUCUCAUCAUUUAUCAUCUGA
Messenger RNA from Mustela erminea (ermine), 1029 nucleotides. Its product is annotated as immunoglobulin lambda-1 light chain-like. The record is from RefSeq and is a predicted model, not a curated record. Gene Ontology annotation, cellular component: MHC class II protein complex. The transcript is spliced from 4 exons. Lineage: Eukaryota; Metazoa; Chordata; Mammalia; Carnivora; Mustelidae. Gene Ontology annotation, molecular function: MHC class II protein complex binding. Bases 16 to 864 code for a protein of 282 amino acids. Gene Ontology annotation, biological process: positive regulation of T cell activation; antigen processing and presentation of exogenous peptide antigen via MHC class II; peptide antigen assembly with MHC class II protein complex.